Messenger RNA from Serendipita indica DSM 11827, 4800 nucleotides. Lineage: Eukaryota; Fungi; Basidiomycota; Agaricomycetes; Sebacinales; Serendipitaceae. The record is from the annotation of a GenBank genome assembly.
AUGCAAAAAAAUACGCUCCCGGCGAUCAAAGCCAUUGAAAACAUCUUGAACCCAUCCGCAACCUCUCUACGGAUGGCCACUGGCCGACGACGCUCUGGAACGCUCGUCUCCCAACUGAGUGCUCAAGCUCAAGCUCAGGCUGGCCAUUUUGUUUCGACAAUUACGCUACAAGCCUCAACGCAUGGGAAUGCGUCCAACAACUAUCCGAAUGUCCUCCUGAAUCGAGACCGUUGGCCUGGAAUCCAAGUUGGGGAUGUAAUAGAACUCAGGGCGUCGCAUAUGGCUGAGCCCUGCGUCUUUAUCAUCGAUGCUUCGGAUCCCGUCGGUCUGCCGUAUAAUCUUCAGGUUUCUCUUUCGAAUGAUAUUGCCGCUUGUUUCGAUAUACGGAGUGGUUCAGAAGUGACUUUGACCAAGACCAGAGUGGACAAAUAUACAGCGGAAGCUGUAGAGGUUUUCUUUAGCGAUCAAUAUCUUGGAAGAGGCGAUAUGUGGCGCCUCAGCUCCAGUUUAGCUGGAAAAUGUUGGCACAAGGAACAGAAGAUAAAUUUUGUCGGUUGUAUCUCUGCCACAAUCAAGACUAUCUUUCUCCACAAAAAAGAAGCAAAGUCGGCGUAUGUCUCACCAGAAACUAAGAUAAUAUACCGCUCUCUUACUGCAAAAUGCACCAUAUUUAUCCAACUCUGCCGGGAGAUAUGGGACUUUGCUGAUGAUGGCGAGCGAUACUACGAAAAGGUCGUGCACUCGUUCCUUCCGGCAUUGUUCAGGCGUUGGAAGAUGUUAUCCACUCGACACGUUAUCACCAUUGUCCUUAUAUCAAGAGUCUUUUAUGACUCGUCGGAGAUUGAAUACGCGGCGGGCCCAAUCCAAAGAGACGACGACGGGCGGGCAUACAAGGACUUUUUUAAAGUGGUCACCGAUAUUGAAGUGAUCAAAGACUGGAAACCCACUCUCAAUGCAAUGAAGGAAUCCCUUAUUGCCUUUCAGCGAGAUAUUCUAUUGACGCAUCACUAUCAUCAACACAACGAUGGAACAGACAAGCCUCCCCGACUAAUCGGCCAAAUAUCUUAUGCGCAUGAUGGACCAAUCCUUGAAGCGAUCAACCUCGGCCUUAAUCCCACUGAAGCACACUAUAUCGACAGAUCACUCUCACUCACUGGAACGUCGACCAUCUUGAUCACACCUGGGAAAGGCCACUUCCGUGUCUCGAAAAAGCUUCUCAAGCUUACCACCACACGUCUAUUGGACCAAGGGUUUGGGCUGGACGUUAUUGCCUUGGGAAAAGCUCCCCUUCACGCAACUCCACUGUUCAGUUUCAUCUCAGUGGAUCCAUCAAAGUAUGGAAAAGAGGGUGGUUCUGAUCAAAUAGCGGACCGAGUGGACGAUGUGCUCUGGGGGGGACCGAUGGAAGACCCGCCACUAGGGAUGCCUGGUCAUGUCGAUGGGCGAAAGGUUUUCUACUGGCAGCCAUUCUGGAUAUUCCUCAUGUUUUGGGACAUUCAGAUGGACCUACCAUUUAGAGAGGAUCAGUACAUUCCCAGAGCACGAAUGCCGCAAUUUGAACUAAUGGGUCUGCUUCAUUACGACCUAAUCUCCUCGAUUGCUAUCCCGGCGCUAGACACCUCGGCCUCUGAUCUUCGUACUUCCGAAGCGCAAGAUCACUUUGACCAAGAUGUUUUUUCAUCCGGCCCUACCAGCGUAUCCUCUCCAACCACGACAGAUCCUUCGUCCCUUCCCAGAGGAUCAAUAAUCAAACAAUCCGGAAUACCGUCGUCCUUGGGGGUAUCAGUCGCAAAGCAGCACAUAAUACGGCGCACACCUUCCACGACCUCCCUCAAUAAUUCUGCUAGACCCGGGAAACUCAAUCGAACGGAUUCCAUCGAGGAUGACUACAUGCCUCGUCGCUCGAGGCCAAACUCCAGCCAGUUCGACGACGCCACUCGGGAACGAUUGGCGGCAGCACUUACGGGGACGUCUCCAAAGACGGGUCGACUAGGGCAGAUCCAAGCCCAGGCCGAACGUCGUGCAAGGAGCACGUCGCAGAACCUGACAAUGACGGAAGCAUCCUCAUCUAACCUGAUACGUAAGCCCUCUGCCUCAACGCGAGGUAAAUCCCCGCCUGGGUCUCGAAGGAAUUCGACUGCGCAGCUACCGCCCAAGGCGCGCAAGGAAGCUCCCACGGAGUCGAUUGCCAGUGUGCCACUCCAGCCAGAGUCGAGCACGAAGGAGGUGUCAGCAUCUAGGAAAACCAGCGAUGCAGCGGACAAGAAGUCAGCAGGGCUACAGUUUCCAUUUGCUCGUUUGACAAGCAGCUGGCUCCUCACCCCUUGGAGGCUCAAUGCGCCGCCUGCCAAGGAGUCCACCGUCCCAAUUCUUCCUUCUAUGCAACCACAAGAGGUUGAAGUGAAGAAGGCUCUUCCGGAGCCAAUGUCAUUAACAAAGCCGGUCACGACUCAACCACUAGCAAUCAAAGAUAAGCGGCAAAAUAGGAUGAGGACUGUAGAGGAUGUCAACAUGGCUCCUGGUCAGCGGCUUUCUGCAAAUAAAGGGUCUCCAGCCUCCACUUCCCCUGCCGAGACCCCUGUGCUUGGUACAUCGUUCCGCAAUUCUACGGGUUCCGGUCUCGGACAACAACAACUAAUCAACCCAUCCGCAACGGAGGUGCCGGUACUCAAGACACAGACUGCUCUUGCUCGUCGCUGGGAGCACAUAUAUACACUUCCGACAAUGGAAAACGAGAUGAAGUGGAAGUCCAUUGAAUCCCCAGGAUGUCUUCCAUUGACUACGGGCUAUUUCCCGACAAAGGAAGAGCUGGAGAAAGCAUAUCGAAUGCAUUUUUACGAUGUCACCCUUGGGCUCGAAAUGAGCGAGUCGUUCCUGGUCAAACGACCCGUGCACGACGGCCCCAUCCCUGAAGACAAGUGGGCGCUGGCCAUCAUGCGAGUGAUGGUAGGCCUACGCCUUGCCCAAGGCUUUCAAUUCGUAUUGCUCUCCGAGGAGAGAGCGCGAGAACUUGGAGGCUUUGGUCGUAUCUCGCCUCCAAGAGGACCCUCAGAAAUCCUCAAUGACGUUGAAGCCCCAGUAUAUCUCAGCAUGAGCGAUCAGAUUCACAGACUGCAGUAUGAUCCCACUGGACCUUCGAUACGGGUGGAAAGAUUUGUACGAAAGUCGGCCACUGUGCCACCACCGAUACCCUAUGCCUGCUUGAUCUGGCCAAAGAGAGGUGGAGGGUAUACAGAGUGUGCCACCCACUUCAAAUCCCCCGAGAUGGAGAUGUAUGGCUGGAAUCGUUUGGAUAUGCUUGCGUUUGGCUAUGAACAACAAUUCUCCGAGUCCCUUCGAUACUGGAGGACGCGGUUUAUCGUGAUCCCAACCGAAGAAAAGCCCCAGCAACGCGGUGCUCCCAGAGGUGCAAAGCCGCUAAGCGACGAAGAGCUACGACUUGUUGGCAUGGAAAAGUUGGCGGAUCACUUUACAAGAGCGCGCUGGUUGAAGAGUGGCGAGACGUUAGAUUCAUAUCCUCCCGUCAAGUUCCUUCCCACUACACUUGAUCCUGUGCCCUCCGUGCUGGAUGAUGGGCUAAUGGCAAAGCUAGAGGAGCUGCAUGAAGCUGGAGCUCUUAGGAAGCGGGCGAACAACUCGCGAACAUUAGAAGCGACGGAUCUUAUGGCCUUGGCCAACAUGAUGCGGCAACCUGGCGGACUUCCAAUUCGAGAUAAUCGCUGGCACACGGCCUUUUAUCCGGAUAGCUUCACGGGUGAAGAGCUCGUCUCAUGGUUCCUUCGAGAGUUUAAUGAUGUCUCAACCCGCGAACAAGGAACCGAAUGGGGAGUCAAAUUGGAGCAGAUGAAGUUCCUGAAACAUUGCAGAGACUACCAUGGCUUUAUCGACGGGCAUUACUACUACAAGUUGUUACCUCCAUUUCAGAAUGCGGGGGCAAUGCGUCCAGCUCUGCCUUACAAGUUUACAACCCGGAUUCUUCGCAACGCCGAAGAGCGUAGUACGAGCGUUCCCGGAGGCGGCUCGAGUGGUAGCCCAGUUGCAGCACGGCGGGACGAUAGUCCACGAAGUGCCCCUAGCAAGCGACGUAUCCUCUCCUCAAGCAUGAUAGUGGACAUGGACCCUCACAAGACGAGCACCCAAUCCGAAACUGCAAUACUCCAUUAUGACCUCAUCCAAAAUCCUGGAACAGCCUUUCAUUUCCAGCUUCAUUGGGUCGGCACGAGCGCCAAGUUUAUAGACGAGAUGGUCAAGACCUGGAGCCGUGCCAUCGACUGGUACGGAUUGCGCCUCGUCGAGGCGUAUGUAGAUCAAAUAACGGACAUUACGAAGACGAAUGUCUUCCAGAGCUGCUUUCCUAUCGACUUUGCCGUCCCACCACCAGCCCUCCCACCAAACUCUGGCAUGCAGCCUGACUAUUUUGAGGGCCAGUUACUGCGCAAUUUUAAUUACGUACUGGAUAUCUCGAGUUCACAGCACUAUGCGAAUCGAGUCAACGUUUAUUACUCGUACCGCAACUCCGAGUUCAACUUUUCCCAAUACGUACACAAGUCGGGGCUGGCGUUUGUGCAGGUAAUCGAAGGCAAAGGAUUCAGCUGGCUAACGAACCGGUUGGCGACCACUCGACAACAUUCAUCCGACCACGACGGGCGGGGGCGAGAUAACCAAGAUAGCCAAGAACGUCCGAACCGGAUCAUGGACGAGCUUAACAGCUUUUGUACGAACAAGGAACUGCUGCAGGGUUUUUGGGACGAAGAACUGCAUACGCUGAUGCGCCGGCUGGAGGCUGUUGGGACGGCCUAA